CUAAAAUCCGUAACUGGAAUACCAUUCAUAUUUUUGUUCAGCUGAUUGCGUUAAGCGGCACACUUCUGUGCACGCUUUUAUCUAGAAAACAAGGCAAAGAAAUAGCAGGCCAGCAACUAGCGAAACAAAACGAUUACCAGCUGGGUAAUGAUCAGAUGUUUACUGGAAUUUUCCAUACAUAAUUCAGAUUAAAGAACUGAACCUCACAAAAUGGCGGUGAUUCAAUUGUUUAACGAGAUUGGGACCAUCUUUCGCAACACACCCACGUUUGCACUCGUUCUAGAAAUAUUCCUGCUCAUUACCGUCAUCUGGCUGCUUCUCCAUAAACGUGGCGGUGGGCGGCGUCGUCGCUUCACCAAAGAGGAGGAGGACUCAAUAAUUGAGAACUAUGAGCCGGAACCACUGGUGGGGGAGUCCGACCCAAAUCAUCCUUUGCUGCGCACCCGUAUGGUGACGUCCAAGGUGGGCAAGCGCAUCAACGUCGAUGGACACGACUGCCUCAAUCUGGGCUCGCACAACUACUUGGGUUUUCUCGAAGAUCAGGACAUUCUGGAAGAGGCCUGCAAGUCCCUGCGCAAAUACGGCGUCGGAUCGUGUGGUCCCCGCGGCUUCUAUGGCACCAUGGAUGUGCACUUGGAGCUGGAGGAGCGUAUUGCCAAGUACAUGGACCUUGAGGAAGCCAUUGUGUAUUCCUACGGCUUUUCGACGGUGGCCAGUGCCAUUCCCGCCUAUGCCAAGCGUGGCGAUAUUAUCUUUGUAGAUGAAGCUGUCAACUUUGCCAUCCAAAAGGGACUGGAUGCAUCUCGAAGCACGAUCGUAUACUUCAAGCACAACGAUGUCAAGGAUCUUGAGCGCCUUCUUGUUGAGCAGGAGAAGCGUGAUCUGAAGAACCCAAAGAAGGCCCUGAAGACGCGUCGCUUCCUAGUUGCCGAGGGCAUCUACAUGAAUACUGGCGAGAUUUGUCCGCUGCCCGAGCUGGUGGCUCUGCGCAAGCAAUACAAACUGCGCAUUUUCGUCGAUGAGAGCAUUUCCUUUGGCACACUGGGCAAAGGAGGACGCGGUGUCACCGAGCACUUCAAUAUCGACCGCAAUGAAAUCGAUCUGAUAUCCGCUGGAAUGGAGGGAUCCAUGGCCACCAUUGGCGGCUUCUGUGUGGGCUCACACUUCAUAGCCGAACAUCAGCGUCUGUCUGGCCUGGGCUAUAUAUUUUCAGCCUCGCUGCCGCCCAUGCUGACCCAAGCUGCCAUUUCUGCCCUGGAUCGUUUCGAACGGGAGCCGCAAAUCUUUGAGCAAUUGCAGACCAACGCCCGGCUGUUGCACAAGAUCUUUUCACAUUUCUCCAAGCUGCGCCUGUGCGGGGACGAGCUGUCCCCCGUCAAGCACUUGUAUUUGGCACUUCCUCUGGAAAAUAACGAUGCGGAGCGGAAGCUCCUCACUGAGGUGGCCGAUAAGUGCAUUGCUCGAGGCGUGGCUGUCGUGGAGGCAGCCUACCUGCAGGACAGGGAACACAAGCCAGUGCGUCCCAGUAUACGAAUUGCCGUGAACCGUCUGCUGGAAGAGUCGGAGAUUGCAGCCGCUUUUGAGAUCAUCGAGAGUGUUAGCAGCGCCGUGCUGUAGAUCGUGCAAAGAGAACAUCUUUCUUAUUUCUGUGUGUGUUUGUGUGUAAUUAAUUGUACAUUUCCUGAUCAGUAUGGAAUAUUGUAGUUCAACUAUGAUGAACUUAACCCUCCACUUGCUUUAUUUGUUUGCUUCGACCAGCAUUGCACUAUAAUUUAAUGGAUUUCUGCUA
Messenger RNA from Drosophila subobscura, 1789 nucleotides. RefSeq names its product serine palmitoyltransferase 1 (gene Spt-I). NCBI's taxonomy places the organism in Eukaryota, Metazoa, Arthropoda, Insecta, Diptera, Drosophilidae. Gene Ontology annotation, cellular component: endoplasmic reticulum. The record is from RefSeq and is a predicted model, not a curated record. Gene Ontology annotation, molecular function: pyridoxal phosphate binding; serine C-palmitoyltransferase activity. Gene Ontology annotation, biological process: sphingosine biosynthetic process; ceramide biosynthetic process. Bases 211 to 1617 code for a protein of 468 amino acids. The transcript has 6 exons.